Molecule: messenger RNA, 3750 nt
Organism: Acytostelium subglobosum LB1
Lineage: Eukaryota; Evosea; Eumycetozoa; Acytosteliales; Acytosteliaceae
Exons: 7
Coding region: 1-3750 (1249 amino acids)
Source: RefSeq, a predicted model, not a curated record
AUGUUGAGUGUAGAUUUGAUUAGAAAACAGGCCCAACAGCCUCAACAACAACCAACUUACAAGUCAACAUUGAGGAAUGAUAAUCAGUUGUCAACAGCAACACCAAGUAUAAUGGCAGAACAACAGGAGAAUCCAAAAGAUACCAUCGCCGCCGAUAUUAUCAAUGGCAGUAGUAGCAGUGCCAGCGUCAGCAAUGGCGGCGGUGGCGUAGGUAGCGCCACAAUCAAUAAUAACAAUAGUAUUAGUAGUAGUAGCACAAUAAGAAGUGGCGGCGGCAACAACAAUAAUAACAUUAGUGGUGUUAACAGCUCGAGUGACGCUAGCGCCGUGGCCAGACCCUUGCUCGAUACAUCAAAUGUAACACAAAGGAAUGGUCAUGGCCAACCUCUACAGCAACAGCAACAGCAACAUCAACAAGUAUAUAGCAAGCCAUUAUUACAGAACUUAUCAUCAAUUGUUCAAUAUGUUAAUAGUUCAGGUGGCAACAACACAAGAGGCGCGAAUAGUACGAAUGGUAGCAGUGCUUCAGGCAACAGCAACACGACUUCAACAUCAUCUACAAUGGGCAAUAACAGUGAACAUAAGAAGGGCACGCCAUACUGGUGCUGGCUGCUCAAGGAGUACAUACGAUUGGGACAUGCCAAGAGCAUGAACAGGGUCAUCAAGGUGCUGGACAACAUCGAGCCCUAUCCAUUCUACUGUCGCGACAAUAUCUACAACGUCGAUCUCAUGGAUCGCACUAGUUCGACGAGUGGCGACGGCGGCGACGGCGUGCACGACCUCUUUGAGAACGACCGAUACAUAUACAGCUUCGAGUCCAAGCUUGUGCAGCCGAGUGGCGUGCGCACAUCAUUCCCCUUUAUCUACAUACCCAACCUGCUUCGUCAGCGCAGCGACCUCUUUCAAUGCUUCAACAAGAACUUCUCCUUCAGCAACAUCCUCUAUGGCCUGAGCACGGCCAACAUCGACUCCCUUCUCCAAGCAAAGUUUGUACCAAUACCAAAGUCAUCACCAAUUGUACCAUUCCUAUUAUGUAUCGUUUACUUGAAGCUUUGCGUGUCAAAGGGAGAGGGCCUGCGCGCGAUAAUAGACGCAUUGGCCGACUGCAAGAACAAGAGUCACUUGAUGCCCUCGUAUGACUACCCGGCCAUCCCACUCGAAUCCCUGCUAAAUGCAAUGCUGCUUGGACAUGUGCGCUUCAUCGAUUGGGACAUCAACACUGGCGAGCUGCUCAAGACAGAGGUGUACUUCAACGAGCUGUUUGAGAUACUCUACUUGACAGGUCGCGAGUAUCUGCCGGCGCCGCCCAAGCAGGCCGGAGUGAACGCGCCCACGCCCGCGCAGACGUCCAAGCUGCCGACGCUGACCACGCCCGCCGAGGACUACCACUUCAAAGCGAUCGACAUCUAUCUGCACGACAGCAGGAAGAUCGUGUUCUACAACAUCCGCUACCUGUCCAGUCGCAAGGGCUCGUUCAAGCCCUCGAUCUGGUCGCCGUACAACCUCCGCGUGCUCCUCGACUGUACAUUAUACCACCUCGAUCUCUACGCCGAGGCCAAGGACAACUCGACCAUGCAAGAGAUCCUCGUUGUCCUAGAGGCAUGUCUCAGGUUGUCACUUGGUUGGGUGACCACUGUCACUGGCAUACAUUCAGAGAAACCAAUCAACAGCGCGACAACACAUCAGCAACAGCAACAGCAGAGUGAGAUUUAUUGGUGGACGAACAAUCAGGAUGAGCUUGACAUAACAGUGAAGCUUUGGAUUGGAGUCAUCGAGCGCAUCAUGACAGAGAUGACCGGUCAGCAGGCUGAGAAGCUAUUGCUCAUCGGACUGAUAUGGCUGGGAAUGACUGUCUCCCUCUGCAACGAUGACCCCGUCGACCAAGCCCACGAAGAGGCCAGCUCAUCAUCCUAUCCCCUGUUUAUAAAGUUCAUCAACAAGUACCCUGACAUGCUAAGCGACAUCAACAAGUCAACAUUGUUAAUCAAGUCAAUUGGAUUUGCAAUGACUGGAGUGCAUACUAUUGAGCAGACUGUGGAGUUGGUCAAUGUGAUGACGUCAUUGUGGGACAAUCCAUUGCAACAACCAAACCUCCCGCCAUCGAUGGACAAUGCCUGUCUGGUCUUCAAGACCAUCCAGAUGGUCUUCAACUCCAAAUUCAAACCUGAACAUUUCCCCAACCAACUAGCCAUGGAGAAUGCCAUCAUAGACUGGACCAAAGUCAUUUGUGAUGAGACCAACAACUCAUUCUACAACUCUAAUCAAAACUCUAGAUACCUUAGCACAUUUGUUGGAUCAGCGAUCAUUGAUACUCUGCAGAGUAGUAAAUGUAAAUUUAUACCGGCCAACUUCAAGGAUCUCAUGAUGGAACAGAUACAGGAGAUAUUCAACACGUCAAUCAAUCAGAUCAAUCGCAUGUCCAAGCAUCAAAGGAUUGGUAUUGCCACAUCCUAUUGUUUGAGCAAGAUUGAGCCUUUCAAGGACAAAGAGGCGUGUCGUGAUAUACUAAAGAUCAUCUUGGAUACAUUGUUGGACGAAGUCCUAGGCAUCAAUGGAUGCUUGAACGAAUGGUUGGAGAAGCCAUCAGACAUAAGCAAUCUUGUGAUUAAGAAGAUUGAGAGCCACAAGAGUGCACCUAUAUUCACGGCACUGCCAUCAUAUGUACAAACGAUUAUAACACUUAUAUUAUUCCUCAAGGACAAUGACAUCAACAAGCAGCUGUUGCUAAGGCUGUCUGACUUUUCAUACACGCUCAACGAGCUAUGGUACCACUUCACUCGCGACACAACACACGCAUUCCCCAAGGCCUCGAUACAGCGCACGCUCACACCAACCUUUACUGGCAUCGUUCGAUGUCUUUCGUUCCUGUUCACCGACACGGCUAAGGUGCUGACACCCAUCGACAGCACCAUGGCGCUGGAGGUCUUUAGCCAGAUUGGCUUCAUCGAGGACAACAUCCCCAUCAUCAACCUGGCCAUUCGCUCACUGGCCGACAACAUUGCCACAUCUGAAUGCGCCAUCACGCGAGUCGUUGACAAGAUGCCAAUCCAUCUCACCGUCCAGAAGGACGACCCGAUCGCCUGCUCCAAGGCCGUCAUCUAUCUGAAUGCGCUCGAGAGGCUCAUCACCAAGGUGUCGCGAAGUGCCAUCACCGAUCACAUAGUUCCCAACCUCUUUGCAUUCAUGGAGUAUCCCAAUGAGAAGCUCAACAAACUCUCCCAUUCAAUCCUAAGCCAGCUGUUCACCAUUCGCGACCUUGAGCUGACAAUGAUGUUGGUACCACAGUACAUGGAUCAUGCUUUAAAGUCAUAUCCAACAUAUACCAAGGCAUCCUCAUUGUUUGCAGUGAUGGUUAGCAUCAUUGAGAAUAACUCACCAACCAACCCGGUUGUACUUUACUCGACCAAACUCAUCAUUGAUUCGAUCAACGAUAUGAUGCCACAGGACAAGCAGAAGCUGUCACUGAGUACGCCAGCCAGUACUAUGGUACACUUGUUGUUCUCAUUGCUUCAAUUCAUUGAUGUACAGAUCCUGGAGAUAGUGCUUAGUGACAUUAGACAGAUAUUGAUCAAGGCGCCCAACUUCAAGAUUCGUUCGGAGAUCUGCUCCAACCUGUUGUCCGAGAUCACUGGCAAUCUGGAGAACUCCAAGAAGAACAUCUGUCUGUCUUGGUACCUUCGUCUGAUCAAAGAGAUUGAGCAAUCAACAACAAUGUUUGCCAACAACAGUGGAUAUGAUCACUUGGUGUAA